This is a messenger RNA of Fopius arisanus, 1445 nucleotides long. RefSeq names its product chitinase-3-like protein 1. Gene Ontology annotation, molecular function: chitinase activity; chitin binding. Gene Ontology annotation, biological process: carbohydrate metabolic process; chitin catabolic process. The record is from RefSeq and is a predicted model, not a curated record. NCBI's taxonomy places the organism in Eukaryota, Metazoa, Arthropoda, Insecta, Hymenoptera, Braconidae. The transcript is spliced from 4 exons. Gene Ontology annotation, cellular component: extracellular region. The coding region runs from base 20 to 1381 and encodes 453 amino acids.
CUUCAAUUUGAAAUUUCAGAUGCGCGCCCUGAAUUUACUCGUUUUGAGUUUUUUAGCUAGUGCUUUGACAGCUGCAGCUGAAAAUCGGAUCGUUUGCUACUUCGGUAGUUGGGCAAACUGGCGCCCCGGAAACGGGAAAUUCGUGACCGCUGAUAUCGACACGUCUCUCUGCACGCACUUCAUCUGGACGUUCGUUACUCUUCAAGGAAAUCAGGUCGUCUCAUCGAAUGGUGAAGGAGUCAACGGACUCCGCGAGUUUAUCCAAUUGCGGGAGAAGAACCCUUCAGCGAAGUUUCUUGUUGCCAUUGGAGGAGCAGUGGACAGCCACGGGCCCAAAUACUCCAACAUGGUGUCCACCGCAAGCUCUCGAAAACAAUUCAUUGAUUCGACAGUUGCUCUUCUGAAACAGUACAAAUUCGACGGCUUUGAUGUUGACUGGGAGUACCCGACACGCAAUGGUGGCGUUCCAGCUGACCGGAACAACUUCGUUCUGCUCCUGAAGGAAUUGAAGGAACGGUUCACCCAGGAAGGCGGUCUUCUGCUGACAGCCGCGGUGGCUGCGGGUACUUGGACGGCAUCACAAGCAUAUGAUAUCCGAGCGAUAAGUCAGCAUCUUGACUUUGUUAAUAUUAUGACGUACGAUUUCGCCGGGUCCUGGGAGCCUAGAACUGGUCAUCAUGCUGGACUUCGUGGAGAUCUCUCGGUGGAAUCAUGCGUUAAAUACUGGUUGGACCAAGGCUGUCCCAAGGAGAAGCUAGUCGUCGGUGUCCCGACAUACGGAAAGACCUGGACUCUUGCUGAUGCCAACAACAAUGCUCCAGGUGCUCCAGCUCCUUCAGCUGGUCAAGCUGGACCUUAUGUUCGGGAGGCUGGAAGCUUGGGCUACAACGAGCUCUGCGAGCAGAUUCGCGAAGGCCAAUGGACACUUCGUUUUGAUGAGAAGGCACGAGCUCCGUAUGCGAUUAAGGGUAACCAGUGGCUCAGCUACGACAAUGUCAAAUCAGUCACGGAAAAGGCUAAUUACAUCAAAGAGCAGCGACUCGGUGGUGCCAUGAUCUGGAGUAUCGAGACUGAUGACAAGAGUGGCGCCUGUGGCGAGAAAUUUCCAAUCCUCAAGGCUCUCAACGCAGUCCUUCGCGGUGGACAGCCGGUGCAGCAAAGUCCAGCUCCAACACCAACACCUAAGACUGCAGAAGCACCGAAGGACAGUCCAAGUCCAACUGCCGGACAAUGCACCAAAGCGGGAAAUAUCGCUGAUCCUUCGUCCUGUGGGUACAUCACCUGCGUGGAUAAUGGCGCUGGAGGUUUCACUCGUUAUCAAAGGCAAUGCGCCCCAGGACUCUGCUACAAGGCUUCUGCUGAUUAUUGUGAUCGUCCAUGAGAACAUUUGAUUGUUGUCGACUUAAAAUAUUAUUUGUAUUCAAGAAAAUAAAGUAAUCCGCGAA